UACUCUUCAUCUGUACUACAACUGCGCCCCCAAAGUGGCACCUCAGUGGGGAGGGAUGCAGUGUUUGACCGGGGUCCCCAAGCCUCAUCUCUGAAUGUGCCAGGGAUGUAUCAAUACUGGUCAGACAGACAAUCACAGCAGUUUUCCAGUCAUGCCUGGGGAUCAUCUUCUGUCCGCAACUCGUGCCACCCACCACCAUUCACAGAAGAAAGGCCCAGUGAACUUGAGACCCGCCUUGAAAUUUUGCAUUCACAGCUCAACAGGCUGGAGACUCGCAUGACAACUGACAUCAGUGUUAUUCUGCAGCUUCUCCAGAGGCAGAUGGCCCCUGUACCUCCAGCUUACAGCACUGUAUCAUCUAGUACUCUCCAUGCUGAUUCCCCUGGUCUGUAUGGGGCUGGAACUCCAGUGCUGCAUAGCAUGUAUCCCAUUUCCCCCAUACAAAUGGACAGCCUAGCACCGACACAGACCUCGGCUGAGACAGACCUUAAGCAGACCAGCAAAUCCCAGGAUUCACUGUCCAGUGGGAUCCACGUGACUGCGGCAUCUGAUGACACCAUGUUCAUGGCUAUCACCCCUGAAACUGACACACAUACUGGGUUAACUCCUCAACUACCCCAGCCAUCAGUCAAAUCCUCCCUCAUGGACAGUUCCAGGCUGUGUGGUAACCUCCGCUACCCUUCACUACCAGAGAGCCUGGACAUACAAUCACGGUUGGCAGAGAUCCAGAAACACCUCUCGGAUCCUGUCCUCCCCAUCGUCUGACAGUCAGUGUCGCCUACUUCUUAAAGACAUUUAGA
This is a messenger RNA of Oreochromis niloticus (Nile tilapia), 800 nucleotides long. Its product is annotated as potassium voltage-gated channel subfamily H member 6-like. The coding region runs from base 106 to 765 and encodes 219 amino acids. The transcript has 4 exons. Lineage: Eukaryota; Metazoa; Chordata; Actinopteri; Cichliformes; Cichlidae. The record is from RefSeq and is a predicted model, not a curated record.